UGAAAAAGGGAAAGCCUUCCAGCAACCACGGCAGUCUGAGGCAGGCAUUCGGAAGUAGUGCUAGGUCUGGGGGACUUCUGUGAAACCAACACAAGGACCCAGGUGCAUCGUCUAACAGCUUGAGCGAAUAUUGCAGGACUCAAAUCUCACAUUUUAACUGGAUAUACAACGGCUUACACUUAAACCAUGGAACAUUAAGCUUACAGUUGCCUGCACUUUACCUCGGAACAACAGAAUUUUGCGAUCAUCUCUCUCUCUCUCUCUCUCUCUCUCUCUCUCUCUCUCUCUCUCUCUCUCUCUCUCUCUCUCUCUCUCUCUCUCUCUCUCUCUCUCUCUCUCUCUCUGGAAAGUGUAGAAUGCACCCUGCUUUCUGAUUAUCUUUUUAUCCCCGCAAUGAUCCCCGAGCAGCAGAGUCAUGUUGUUGCUACUAUUGAAAACAUUCCUGCUGAAAGCAUUACCGCUUCACCUACGGUGCUCCAGAGGAUAAGGAACAUCUUUAACAGGGAGCUGUUUCUGUCUCUGGCUCUGGGCCAGGUUCUGUCACUGCUGAUUUGUGGCAUCAGCCUGACGAGCAAGUACUUGGCAGAUGAUUUCCAAGCCAACACUCCUGUCUUUCAAAGUUUUCUUAACUAUAUCCUUCUGUUCCUGGUCUACACUACCACAUUAGCUGUGAGACAAGGAGAAGAGAACUUAUUGGUAAUAUUGAAAAGAAGAUGGUGGAAGUACAUGAUACUAAGCUUGGUAGAUAUAGAAGCCAAUUACCUGGUAAUCAAAGCUUACCAGUACACCACACUGACAAGUGUGCAGCUGCUAGAUUGCUUUGUUAUCCCUGUGGUGCUGUUACUGUCCUGGUUCUUCUUGCUGGUGAGGUACAAGGCAGUUCACUUCAUCGGAAUCGGAGUGUGUCUGCUGGGGAUUGGCUGCAUGGUGGGGGCUGACGUGCUGGCUGGAAGGCAGCAGGGGCUGGGAGAACACAAGCUCCUGGGAGACCUGUUGGUGUUGGGUGGAGCCACGCUGUACGGCAUCUCCAAUGUGUGCGAGGAGUUCAUUGUAAAGAACCUCAGUCGGGUGGAGUUUCUAGGAAUGAUUGGACUCUUUGGGUCUUUCUUCAGUGGCAUACAGCUAGCUAUAAUGGAACAUAAGGAACUGUUAAGGGUACCAUGGGAUUGGCAAAUAGGGUUACUGUAUAUUGGAUUCAGUGCCUGCAUGUUUGGCCUGUAUAGUUUCAUGCCAGUGGUCAUUAAGAGAACCAGUGCCACAGCUGUCAACCUCUCCCUUUUAACGGCAGACCUUUACAGUCUCUUCUGUGGAUUAUUCCUUUUCCAUUUCAAGUUUUCAGGUCUGUACCUGCUGUCCUUUUUUACCAUCAUCAUGGGGUUGAUAUUAUACACCUCCUCUUCAACCUACAUUGCCCAGGACCCUCGGGUCUACAAGCAGUUCCGCAACUCCUCAGGACCUGCGACAGACGCCCCCGCCACAGGGCCGCUGGAGCCAUCCGUCACUUACACCAGUCUGGGGCAGGAGACUGAAGAGGAGCCCCGCAUUCGAGUGGUCUGAGCUGGAAGGGGGGCAAGGGGGGACAAGGGGGCACUGCCAUUAUCAACUGAUCCACUCUCACUGUAUAUAGAGAAAGGAAAUCACUGGCUGAACACAAGGAAUGUAAAAAACAAGAAUAAAAAUGGAAAGAAUACACUGCAUUCAAACAUUGAUGAUUUUGCCACUUCUCUAUAAAAACAAGUUGAUGUCACUUGAAUUCUGUGCUUUUAAAGCAGCUUUUUAUAUUUUUUUGUAUUGGUUUUGAUUGGAAUUUAUGUAAUAUAUUUCAUACAGAUAAAGGCUGUUGGCAUUAGGAAACCUAAUUAGAAAAGGUGCCUGUUUUAGAACUGAGAACUGAAGCCACUGAAAUAAUAAUGUCAUGGUGAUAUAAUGUAUCUUCCGUUACAUACCAAAGGCAGGACCCCGUCUCUAGCAGCCUGUUUGCCAAAUUGUGAAAUUACUUUCUCUAAAUACAGUGUAACCUAAAAAUGUUCACCACUGUAUUGUUUCAUUUUAUUCUUCCAUGUUGUGUACAUUUUUAGUAUUUAUUUUCAAAUUCUUGUAGUGCUCCUUAGUUUUAUGUUGUUUAUUUCCACUCACUUUAGGUGUAUGUUGUUCUUUCAUGUGCACCCACAUUAGGUCAGGUCAUUGUGUUAAAUGGCAAUCGACAGUUUUUUUAUAAGAAAAAAAAGUUGAAAAAAAAGCCUCCUCUAAGGAACAGGUUUUAAAUGUUGAAUAAACACUGCAUAUUUUAUCAUUCCGGUUGUUUUUGCACAUUAAUGUUCCACAAUGCUUACCCAGUGUUGAGUUGUUUUUUUUUUGUUUUUUUUUGGUUUCUUAACCCCACAGCAGAUUUUGAUGCAUAAAUGAUUUGCAAGCGAUUGCACGAGUAUCCCAAGUAUCUGUCAGGGACACAUAGUGCUCCAUUUGCUGCUCCUUUAACAGUGAGACAGUGAGUAAGCACACAUUUUGAAUACUUCCAUUAGACACAGAUGGUAUGGGGCUGUAAAAAAAAAAAAAAAAAAAAAAACGAAA
Acipenser ruthenus (sterlet) is the source of this 2571-nucleotide messenger RNA. Its product is annotated as solute carrier family 35 member F1-like. Lineage: Eukaryota; Metazoa; Chordata; Actinopteri; Acipenseriformes; Acipenseridae. Bases 394 to 1557 code for a protein of 387 amino acids. Gene Ontology annotation, cellular component: membrane. Gene Ontology annotation, biological process: transmembrane transport. The record is from RefSeq and is a predicted model, not a curated record. The transcript has 8 exons. Gene Ontology annotation, molecular function: transmembrane transporter activity.